This is a messenger RNA of Salmo salar (Atlantic salmon), 8146 nucleotides long. The record is from RefSeq and is a predicted model, not a curated record. NCBI's taxonomy places the organism in Eukaryota, Metazoa, Chordata, Actinopteri, Salmoniformes, Salmonidae.
AUGCAGUCAGACAAACACCUCAGCAACGUACAGGCAGCGGGACAAACACAACAUGUGCACAGCACACACACACACUCCACACACAGCGGGGGCUCCUCUGUCAGAGACACAGCAGGCGAUCAGGUGUACGGACACACACACCCCGAAGUCACGCAGCCCCCGGAAAACACACCGGCCUACCCCAGCCAUCCCUCCUCCCAGGCUGCAGAGAAGCUACUACCUGGCCCACUGCAGGAGUCUGCCUCCUCAACUCACACUGCUACACAGCAUAGGUGGGGAGCAGUCUUUGGAUAUGCAUCAACUAACAGCAGAGGAGCCAGUUGCCCCAGAAUCAACCCUGACCCCCCUCCCCUCUCCUCCUCCCUCCUCCUCACCAUCCCCUUCUCCAUCCCCCUCUCCCCUGUCUCUCUCCCCUCUCCCCCUCCUCCCCUGUCUCUCUCCUCCUCGUCUCCACUCUACCGUGGUGUGUUCCGGUGCCUGGUGUGUUUCAGUUUCUCCUCUGACAGUUUGGAGUCUCUUGGGUCUCACCUGAGUGCCCCCCGCUCCCUGCCCCAGUCUGAGUGGCGCUGUCUGGUGGCCGGAGGCUGCUACUGCAGGCUGUGUGGCUACAGCACCCCCCUCACAGCUAACUUCACCCUGCACUGCCAGACAGACAGACACAGGGCCCGCUACCAGCUGGCUGCCCACCUCUGGGAGAGAGGGGAAAAGGGGGAGGCUGUGGACUGGGAGGAAGUUGGGAAGUUGGUUGCUACAGGCAACCUGGUCCAGCUGAAGUGUAACGUGUGUGACUUCCAGACCAGCAGCUUGGAGAAACUGAGAAUACACAGUGUCAACUCCCAACACCAGGACAGCCUCAGAGUCUACAGGUUCUUAGAGCAGUAUGACAGUGCAGUAGCUGGAGGCUCCUUGUCGUUCCACUGUGUCUUGUGUAAUUACUCCUCCCGCUCUAAACUCCACCUACUGAGACACACCCACUCCACGGGUCAUCAUAAGAGGGAGGAGCUUCACCGCUUGCAGAUUGUGAAAAGGAGGAGCCUGAAUAAAGGAGAGGAGCUAGCUGCCAUCUUCAGCAUCAGGAAGUGUACCAGUCCUGAGAUGGAUGAAAGCAGUGAGGAGGGGGAGAGGAGAGAUUCCUUAUCCCCAGCCAAGCGAUCAUUCUCUUGGCUGGAGGAGACACAGAGCCCCCUCUCUCCCAAACGCCCCAGAACAGACAAGCACACCACUGACCAACAGACUACUGCCAAGUGCCCACUGUGCCAGGACACACUGGUACACACACACCUGAGACGUCACCUCACACUCACUCAUAGUGUGGCCCAGGACUGUGUGGACAAGCUCAUGAGCACUGUGGCAGUGGAGCUGCCAGAGAUUCUACAGAAAGAGACACUGCAGAGGGAUUCCCAUUCAAACGACUCCAACACAAACGAAUAUCAAACAAACGAUUCCAACACAAUGGACUUUUACGCAAAGGAGUCCCUCAGAAAUGAGUCUCAAUCAAACGACUCCCAUAUAAAUGAAGAAGAAGUGAUACCAGCCAAAGAUGUCCCUGCUCUGCCCACCCGUCCUUGUGAGGACCAGCAUCUAGCAGAGGACAACACCUCUCACCUCCCAGAGCCCUCUCCCUCCCUCAGCCACCUCCCUUCAUCUGCCUUACCCCCCUCUCCUCUCAGCGAUGCCCCUCCCUCCUCUGAUCGUCAUGGUUACAGGUUCCGCUGUGGCAGGUGCAGUCUAGCAUUCCGGACACAGGAGAAGCUGAAGCUGCACUGGCAGUACCAUGCCAUGAGGGCGGCGACAGAGUGCCACCUCUGCCCCAGACGCUGCCGCAGCCAAGAGGCCCCUGCAGAGACACCUGCUCAACACACACCUACAGGACCUACACCUACAGGGUACACACCCUGACCAGAGUGGAGCACACGUCCAACGACCAACCAGCCUGGAGGGGAGGAAGAGGAGGGGGAGAGUAUGGAGGAGGAAGAUGAGGAGGAGGGAAAUGAAGGAGAGGAGGAUGAAAAGGAUGACCCAGAUGAGGAGGAGAGGCCCAGUCCAGGGGUUAGUAAUAGUGACAAGGGUUCAGGGCAGCAGGGGGAGGAGACAGGGUCAGAAUCCAGCCCCCUCAUCAAGGGCUCAAAACCGACUCUGGAGCGGUUCCUGGACCCGGCUCGGCCCUACAAGUGUUCAGUCUGCUGUGAGUCCUUCACUCAGAGAACCAUCCUGCUGGUCCACUAUAACUCUGUGUCCCACCUCCACCGAGCCAAAGCCAGACGGGCCCUGCAUGACUGCAGCCCCAGUUAUGCUGACACCCCCGGCCUGGAACCAAGCCCCUACCGGUGCAGCCUGGCCUCUGACCCCAGGCCCUACCGCUGCAGAAUGUGUGGGGUGGCCUACAGCCAGAGCUCCACCCUGGACAUCCACCUCCGUUCUGUACUGCACCAGACACGAGCCCGUGCAGCUCGGACCCAGCUACCACUGAACCCCCACACUCACCAAACUCUAGCUCCAGCCUCAGCCUCAACCCAGCCUCCCCACACCCCAGUCCCAUCCUUGGUCCAAACCCAGACCCCUGCCUCCAGCCCUUCGCCUGGAGGAGAAGAGGCAUCUACCAGGGGAACCCCCCCAGCAGUCACCAGACCAGCCCCUGCCUCCCCAAGUCCCUGUUCCUCCCUGAGUGAAGCCCAGCUGAGUGUGGGUGUCUCCGGCCAGGUUAAGGGUCAACAGGCUAAGAGGAGGAGAGUAGAGGACCUGACCGCUUCCGCAGGACAGCAGGACCUGACGUUACUCCAACAGCAAUUAGCCCAGGCCCAGAUACAGCAACACACAGCCCUCCUCCAGCCCCAGAUCUUUAGUCCAACACUGCUCCCACACCUCCCCUUACUGCAACAUAACCUCCUAAAGCAGCACCUCCCUUCAGCAGCAGAGAUUCUCCAACACGGGAACCUCUUCCCUCCCCUCCCCUUAUCGCCAGACAGCCUAUUCUCUCUACAGCAGCAGCUGCUACUGUCCUUCUACCUUUCUGGAGGGCUGCUACUCAACCCCAACACAACCCUUAUGAACCAGACCAGCUCAGCUGUCUCCCCUCAGACCACCUCAGCUGUCUCCCCUCAGACCACCUCAGCUGUCUCCCCUCAGACCACCUCAGCUGUCUCCCCUCAGACCAGCUCAGCUGUCUCCCCUCAGACCACCUCAACUGUCUCCCCUCAGACCACCUCGGACCAACGCCCCCAGAUAGAGAGGCUUGGACCUCCCUCUCCACAGCCAGAGACGAAUAGAAUCCAGUUUCCAGCCCAUGCUCCGAAAUGUGAAACCCAGGCUGAGACCGCUGACAGUGACUCCCCCCUCCACCAGACAGAGAAAGAAUACAACCCAUCCUCCCCUCCUGAUGGAGAUGGAGAGAAGAACGGAGAGAUGCAGGAGAGUGAGAAGAAGGAGAGAGCAGAGAAGGCCCUCAGAGUUCUGUUGGAAAGAUACGGCUGGGAACUGGCCCUACAAAGCACUCAGAGCAGACAGAGACAGCAGAACAGAGAGAUGGAGGGAUGCCUGGAGGAGGAGGAGAAGCAGUGUGGAGAAUGUGGGAAGCUGUUCUCUGACUCUCUGAUCCUGAAGAGCCACCAGGAGUUUGUUCACCGCCAGAUGAUCCCUCCUGUAGUGUUGGAGAUGUUCUCCAGACAGUACAGGCUGCAGUACGACCGCCUCUACCCCCUCAGACCCUUCACACCGGGGGACACUGAGACAACUAUUGUUGCACCCCUAACCCCAGCUUCAGCACCUGCACUUGCACCUUUACCCUCAGCACCAGCCUCAGAUUCAACCCUCGACCAAGCCCAAUUCCUCUCCAUCUCCCAAACCUCAGUCCCAGCCCUUACCCCAGCUGCAACCCUAACAGCCAUAGACCCAGCUGUGCCCCCACCACCAGCAUCCGUAUCUGUAACCCUGUCCCCAGACCAAGCCCCAGUUAAUUUCCUCUCCCCAGUCCAAGCCAGAGCCUCACCAACACCCUCUCCUCCUCCACCCCCCCGCCAACCACAACCACUUUCAGAGCAGGACGGUACCACAACGACAACCACCCCUUGCCCUGACCCCUCUCAAACUAUCAUACACAAGCCCAAACUCUCCAUACCCCCCUCUCCCCUUACCCCAACUCCCCCUCCCCCGUCUUCCUUUAUCCAACCUCUCCUCUCUUCCCUUCCCCAUAGACCCCUCUCUCCUCCCCCUUGGUCUAAUGCAGCCCAUAGCCCUCCAGUCAAUGCUUCAGUACCAGUCCCUGUUAUCAUCCUGCCACCAACCACCCUUAUCCCUAUACACCAACACCCAUUCUCCCAGCUCUACCCACAUACACUACCACCCACUCUGCUCCUAGCCCAGCCCUGCCCCCAUACACUACCACCCACUCUGCUCCUAGCCCAGCUCUACCCCCAUACACUACCACCCACUCUGCUCCUAGCCCAGCUCUACCCCCAUACACUACCACCCACUCUGCUCCUAGCCCAGCUCUACCCCCAUACACUACCACCCACUCUGCUCCUAGCCCAGCCCUGCCCCCAUACACUACCACCCACUCUGCUCCUAGCCCAGCUCUGCCCCCAUACACUACCACCCACUCUGCUCCUAGCCCAGCUCUACCCCCAUACACUACCACCCACUCUGCUCCUAGCCCAGCUCUACCCCCAUACACUACCACCCACUCUGCUCCUAGCCCAGCUCUACCCCCAUACACUACUACCCACUCUGCUCCUAGCCCAGCCCUACCCCCAUACACUACCACCCACUCUGCUCCUAGCCCAGCCCUACCCCCAUACACUACCACCCACUCUGCUCCUAGCCCAGCUCUGCCCCCAUACACUACCACCCACUCUGCUCCUAGCCCAGCCCUACCCCCAUACACUACCACCCACUCUGCUCCUAGCCCAGCCCUACCCCCAUACACUACUACCCACUCUGCUCCUAGCCCAGCCCUACCCCCAUACACUACCACCCACUCUGCUCCUAGCCCAGCUCUGCCCCCAUACACUACCACCCACUCUGCUCCUAGCCCAGCUCUCACCCCCAUACACUACCACCCACUCUGCUCCUAGCCCAGCUCUACCCCCAUACACUACCACCCACUCUGCUCCUAGCCCAGCUCUACCCCCAUACACUACUACCCACUCUGCUCCUAGCCCAGCCCUACCCCCAUACACUACCACCCACUCUGCUCCUAGCCCAGCCCUACCCCCAUACACUACCACCCACUCUGCUCCUAGCCCAGCCUUGCCCCCAUACACUACCACCCACUCUGCUCCUAGCCCAGCUCUACCCCCAUACACUACCACCCACUCUGCUCCUAGCCCAGCCCUGCCCCCAUACACUACCACCCACUCUGCUCCUAGCCCAGCCCUGCCCCCAUACACUACCACCCACUCUGCUCCUAGCCCAGCUCUGCCCCCAUACACUACCACCCACUCUGCUCCUAGCCCAGCCCUGCCCUCUCUGAAGCGUAGGCUGGAGGAAGGGACAGAGGUUAGGCCUAUGAGUGAUGUGAUGGCCGGUGAUGGAGAGGAAGGGGGAGAGAGGGAGGGAGAGGGGGAUGAGCAGAGGCGGGAUAGGCGCCAGAGGACCACCAUCAGUGCGGAGCAGCUAGAGGUUCUGUACCAGCGCUACAGUCUGAACUCCAACCCAACCCGCUCUGUACUGGAGGGCAUCACCAGGGACACAGGCCUGAAGAAACGUGUGGUGCAGGUAUGGUUCCAGAACACUAGGGCUCGUCAGAGGAAGGGCCAGCUCCAGACCCUGGGGAGAGGAGGUUUAGGUGUGGGUCUGGGUGACAACCACAGGCGCUGUCCAUUCUGUAGGGCUUUGUUCAAGGCUCAAAGUGCCCUGGAUGCCCAUGUUAGGGCCCGCCACUGGUCCCAGACUGACAGACCUGCCUAUGGUCUGUCUCAUCAGAUAGGUUCCGCUGAUGACUUCAGCUUUUCUCACAACCAUGGAUCCUACAGAGACAGGGAGGGUCCCCCACUGCCCCUCCAGCAUUCUCCCUCUCUCUCCCACCAUCCUUCUCUCCCUUCCCCCCUCCAUCCCUCCCCGAACCCCUUUCAUCCCUCCCCAAGCCCCGGGGCCAUCCCCACUGAGAGAAAAUACAUUUCUGGGAAAACAGAUUUGACCUUUGACCUGAACGAACCCGACAUGGAAGAGGAGGAAGAGGAAGAAGGUCUGUCAGUAAAAAUAUUCCCUUCGUCUGACCAGGCUCAUGUGGGUAACCAUAGCAAUCUGUUGUCUCUGGGAUACAAAUAUGGGAUGGCAAGCUUCAACGUUCAAGACUGUGACCAGAACUCCAGUCCAAGUCUGUCUGAGAGUGUGGAUAGGCAUGGACCGAGACAGCAGCAGCAGCAGAGGCAGCGUACACAGAUGACCCCCCAGCAGGUGAUCAAGCUCAGAGCCUGUUACAGGGAGCACCCCACCCCCAGUCCCCUGCAGUGUGAGGGCCUGGGACGGCAGCUGGGGCUCCCACGCAGGGUGGUGCAGGUGUGGUUUCAGAAUGGCCGGGCCAAGGAGAAGAGGGCAAGGAGCCUCAGAGUUGACCCCACCACAGGAUAGAGGGAAAGGCAGCAGAGGACAGGGGAGAGAACGCACACAGCCAUGAACUAAGUGCACGUCACUCACAACAAUAAACCAACCGGAUGCCACAGAAGCCAAAGAGCAUUCUACCAGUGUACCUCACCCCUUAAUCAGCCCCAAAACAUCACAGGGCAGACCUCCUCUAGAGCUUUAAGACACCACUCCUGUGUUCCUCUCUCUCCUUUCCCCUCCUCUCCUGUCCUCCAACCGAUACCUCAGGAGUUAACCCCUCCAUGCCAACAGAUGUCCCUGUUCUGACAAUAGAAUCUGGAGAACCAGGACACAGUAGGUGCCCGUCUCACUUGUGUUUAAAGACUACUAGUGCAAGUAUCAAACUGUUCGAUGUUUUAGUGUAUAGAACGUUCUUUCAAAGUAUAAGAAAACUGAAAGAAACAAAAGCAGCUACGGAAAACAAAAAAUUCAAAUAUUCUUUACAAAGAGCAUCUGCAAAGACUGGCUUGGAUUCCAAAGCUCGUAACCAAAACCUUACAUGUCCGUGGAUUGUGUUGUCAACAUGGUGUUUUUCAUUUCCAAACCACAGUACAGCCCAUACAGUGAAGAGUAGAUCUGAGACUGGUGCGUAUCAAUAGACUGACUGGUCUAUGUGGUGCUGAAGCAGACCUCAACCUUCUCAAGCCAAUGAUGACUCUACUGCACAUGUACUGAACGCUCCUUAUGUGGAAAAUAGGCCAAAUAGCACUGAGCUAAGUCCACUUUGUCCUUUAUGUGAGAGGUCGUAUAAGAAGCUAUUUUGAUAACGUUCGACCAAUAUAUGUCACAACUUUAACCAAACACUACACAACAUUGUCUGUGUUUAGUAAAUGUUAAUGAAUAUGAAUACAAUGGAUUAACGGUCGUUAUUAUGCUUUGAUAUGACAAGUGUUAUUUUGUGGUGUAUGAGAACAUAAUGUAGGCGUUAUGAUGUGGAGUUGCCUUUUCUUCUUAUUUGAGUAAAUACCAGUAUGUUGUGUAAUAUAAUCCCAUGUAUACUAUACUCAGGCCAACUGAACUGUUUUUUAUUUGGUCCUAGUAAUGUACUAGUUUCUCUUCUGUUCCUAAUGCCAGACACAAAGUCUGUUUUGAAACCUUAUGAUGUAAAUAUUGACUGUUGAUAUGAAGUUCCUAUAAUGGUAGUUCUAAAGAAACCUCUCUGGAUUUCAGAUAUCUGAGCUUUCUGACCGAUAAUUGAUAGUUCCAUUAUUACAAUGUUAAAUGGUGUGAGGAGUAAAUUAAUGUACAGUAUGUAGCUUUUAUAUGGUCGACUCAGUCUCCCCUGAGACUGCCUCUGUUCUGACGGACCAUACUCACUGAGAGUUACUGACGUAAUACUGAUGAAAACUUUGGAUGUUGUGUGCACUUAACUCUCUCACACACUCUAACCGUCUUUCUUUCUCUCUCUCUUUUUCUCUCUCAUCUCUCCUCUUUUUGUUCUCUAAAUGUAAUAAUAUUACUGUAGUAAUAGUAACAGUAAUAACUAUGAUAAUAUUGAAUGCUUUAAAACACAACCCAAAGACAAUAACACUGUAACCAUCGAUGCAUAAAUGCCACAGAAAACAAC